This is a messenger RNA of Oreochromis niloticus (Nile tilapia), 1749 nucleotides long. RefSeq names its product NECAP endocytosis associated 2 (gene necap2). NCBI's taxonomy places the organism in Eukaryota, Metazoa, Chordata, Actinopteri, Cichliformes, Cichlidae. Bases 82 to 849 code for a protein of 255 amino acids. Gene Ontology annotation, cellular component: membrane; clathrin vesicle coat. Gene Ontology annotation, biological process: endocytosis. The record is from RefSeq and is a predicted model, not a curated record. The transcript has 8 exons.
GGUUCAGCAGGACAGAGCCGAACAGGCGAAGGGUCCAUUGAAAGUCGGAAGUUGGUUUUUGGGUUAGUGAAACUUGACAAGAUGGCAGAAGACAACAGCUACGAGUCAAUGCUCUGUGUAAAGCCAGAGGUCCAUGUUUACCGGAUCCCGCCGCGGGCCUCUAACCGCGGAUAUCGUGCUGCAGACUGGAAGCUGGAUGAACCUGCGUGGAGUGGAAGGAUGAAAAUAACUGCCAAAGGAAAGAUGGCCUACAUUAAGUUGGAGGAUAAAAAUACAGGAGAGCUGUUUGCACAAGCUCCAGUCGAACAGUAUCCAGGUUGUGUCGUGGAAGCAGUAACAGACUCCAGCAGGUAUUUUGUGAUCCGGAUAGAGGAUGGCAACGGACGUCAUGCUUUUAUUGGUCUGGGUUUUGCUGAUCGUGGAGACUCAUUUGACUUUAAUGUCGCUUUACAAGACCAUUUUAAAUGGGUGAAACAAGAAGGUGAGCUCGCAAAACUGGAAGCUUCUCAGAGCGCAGCACCUAAACUGGACCUGAGCUUCAAAGAGGGACAGACCAUCAAAAUCAGCAUCGGGAACAUCAAGAAGAAGGACGCAGGUGGUGCCAAACAACGACCCAUGGCUGGUGGCCUGCUCCCUCCUCCACCUGGAGCAAAGGCUGGAGGUAUCCUGCCACCUCCGGGAGGAGCACAAACAGUCCCACUUGCACAGGCGAACACCGCUCCUCUUCUAGACUUCGGCUCGCCCGUUCCUGCACCCCAGCCCAGCUCCGACGUGUGGGGAGAUUUCACAUCCGCGGGUUCCAACUCCAGUACAGAUGCUGUCAAGUCAGGAUGGGUGCAGUUUAGUUGAGCUGUAAGAAAACGUGCAGACACUCAGGUUCCAAACAUUCCACGGACAGGACGAUUGUGGCGAAAGAUUUAUAAUUUUUCAAAAAAGAAAGUAAGAGGGGAACUGUUAGGAGACUCAUUUGCUGCACUUACUCUCACUCCCUCUGACCAGCACACUCUGGAAGAACAAACUUUAAAAUGUGUAUAUUUUUACAAUCUCCUGUUUCCCCACACUCUGCUAUGCAGUAGGAUCGAUCAUUUUAAAUAGUCGGUUAACCACUGAAGUGUAAAUGAAGUGUCCGAAAAGGUCGUCUCUUCACACUAACUUGAUCAGCUGUUUCUCUAUAGCUUUAAAUCAGAUGUUCUCAUGUUUUCAUCUUCAAUCUGUCUAUAAUUAUGAGUAGAUUUGAUUGUGCCUAUGUGCUCUUGCGCUGUCCUUUAAUGGUCUGAUUUCACCAGCACCGUUCAGCUAAAGGUUUUUUGUUUUUUGGUGGACAUUUGAGAAAAUAGUUGGUAUGUCCCUGUUUUGUUUAGCUGUUUACAAAAAUAUGUGUUGUUUUUCGGCUUAUAGCUACUCUCAUCUUUCUGAUUCUUCUUUUAGUACACCUGUUGAAGUUUUAUUGAUCAUUUAUAAUUAGUUUUACAUUAACUUUCCUACCCUCUCAUUAUUUUUUUUUAAUCGUAUGUGAGGGGGAAAAAAAGUCAUUUCUGUCUGUCGUUCAAAGCCUCGACGUGUCUUGUUGGUGUGUUUGUCCUUCGUGUGUCUUUGCCUCACGUUUUAAAUUGUGCCUUUUACCCAGCUGAAACUUCCUUACCCCUGUUGGCAAUUGCAUCGACUGUUUGAUUAAGUGCCUUCCUGAAAAAAGUAUAUUGUAUAAAAUAUAAACCUAUGUCUUCUUGUAAAUAAACUAUAUAUAUUUCA